Polistes canadensis is the source of this 2292-nucleotide messenger RNA. It is a transcript of the gene Uba5, whose product is annotated as ubiquitin-like modifier-activating enzyme 5. Gene Ontology annotation, cellular component: cytoplasm; cytosol. NCBI's taxonomy places the organism in Eukaryota, Metazoa, Arthropoda, Insecta, Hymenoptera, Vespidae. Gene Ontology annotation, biological process: protein ufmylation. The transcript has 6 exons. Gene Ontology annotation, molecular function: UFM1 activating enzyme activity. The coding region runs from base 127 to 1302 and encodes 391 amino acids. The record is from RefSeq and is a predicted model, not a curated record.
UUUAAUUCAUUUUAUCUCGCACUGCCUCAUGUGUAAUUACUACUUACCCUUUCAAUUUUGACAUUUGUAACUUAUUACAACAUUUCGAUAAUUUAAUUAAUUAUACAUUUUUAAAUAAGAAAAAUAAUGGAAGGAUUACAUACUAAGUUCGAAGAUCCAAGUGUGAUAGAAAUACGGGGACUCUCGAUGGAUUUACCUGGGAGUUCUAAAAGUACUAAUCGUAAAAAACCUGAACAUAUGUCUAGUGAAGUCGUAGAUUCUAACCCUUACAGUCGACUAAUGGCAUUAAAACGUAUGGGUGUUGUUAAUAAUUAUGAAAGUAUACGAGAAAAAACAGUAGCUAUCGUUGGGGUGGGAGGAGUUGGUAGUGUAGCUGCAGAAAUGUUAACAAGAUGUGGUAUAGGAAAGCUAAUUAUUUUUGAUUAUGACAAAGUGGAAUUAGCAAAUAUGAAUAGAUUAUUUUUUCAACCGUAUCAAGCAGGACAUAGUAAGGUACAAGCUGCUGCCAAAACUUUACAAGAUAUUAAUCCUGAUGUAGAAAUUGAACCACAUUGUUAUAAUAUUACAACUAUAGAUAACUUUAAAAAGUUUAUGGCUACAAUAAGUACAUCAAGUCUAACAGAUGGACCCGUGGAUUUGGUCUUAAGUUGCGUGGAUAAUUUUGAAGCACGUCUGGCAAUAAAUACUGCUUGCAACGAACUUAAUCAAAUAUGGUUAGAAAGUGGUGUUUCAGAAAACGCAAUCUCUGGGCAUAUUCAAUUUCUUAUACCAGGAGAGACAGCUUGUUUUGCUUGUGCACCACCUUUGGUUGUUGCAUCAAAUAUUGAUGAAAAAACUUUGAAGAGAGAUGGUGUAUGCGCUGCAUCCCUACCCACAACUAUGGCUAUAGUAGCAGGCUUUUUGGUACAGAAUGCUUUGAAAUUUUUACUUAAUUUUGGAGAUGUAACAUGCUAUUUAGGUUACAACGCAUUGCAAGAUUUUUUUCCAACAAUGACGUUAAAGCCAAAUCCAAAUUGUGCUGACAAUUAUUGCAGGCAAAGACAACAAGAAUAUCAAGCAAAACCAAAAGUUGAAAAGCCUGUUGAAAAAAUUACUGACACAAAAACUUUGCACGAAGAUAAUGAAUAUGGAAUCUCCUUAGUUGAGGAAUAUGAAGAAGAAGAAAAAGAAGAAAAUGUUGAGUUAGUUAAUAUUGGCUUAAAACAAGCUUAUACCAUAGAACCAACUAAUUCUGAAAAUGAAGUAGCAAAUACAUCAGAAUUAAGCUUGGAAGAACUUAUGCAACAAAUGAAAUCUAUAUAAUGUUUGUAGACCUCGUGUAAAAGUGUCUAUAAAAUUCUACAAAAUGAAAUGUUAUAUACAUUCCAUGGUAACAAUAAUGACUGAUAGAAAAAAAAUACUAGUUCCAUAUUUGCAUUGUCGAAGAAUAAAAUUCUUACAAAACAUAGCAUUAAAAAUAAAUUUUAUAAAAUUAAUACAUAAAAAUAAAAAAGAAAUCUAAUUGUGGAAUAUUAGCUUAUAUAAUUUUAUUCAAUAUUUUAAUCAUACAUCAAUAGAAUAGAGUGAAUGUAAAUACGGAAUGAAGAUAUAAAACGAUAUAAACGUUAAUGUUUUUGAGCAAAAUCUGAACUUUCAAGAAUGCAUAAUAAAUUCUUGAAGUGAAAAUGACAUGAUGAUUGAUGAUAUCAUACAAUCAUAACAUUUUUUAAAGAUAGUACUAUUUGAAUACAAUUGAUGUAUUGUUUUUCCGUUAUCGAUAUCAGUUAACAGAUGAAUUUUAAGAUAAGUUUUAUUUUAUGAAAUAUUAUAACUACUAAUACAGAGGGACAAAUUUUAUAUAAAUACAUUAUAUAUUUCAACAAAGACAAAUAUUAAAACAAAUGUGAAAAAUAAAUGUUAAACAAAGCAAAAAAAGAAAAAGAACGGAUCCAAAGAGUUAGGUUUUAUGCUCGUAAAUUUUUUACUUUACCGUAAAUUUAUCCUAAAAUACAUCUGUGAAUUGACAACAUAAAAUAUUAAUCAAAUUUGAUACCAAUUAUUACUCUUCGUCGUCACGGGCUCCACCAGCUGGUGCUUUUGGACCUCCAGCACGCUUAGCCAUAAUAAUUUGAUCAACUUUAAGUACAGUACAAGCAACUUCUACUGCAUACUUAAGAGCCCAUUGCUUGGUAAGGAAUAGAUCUAAGAUUCCUGCUUGAACUGUCUCUAUAAGAGCAGUUCCUUCAGCCUAUAAAAUAAAUAUUUAUUUUUACUAACGAUUAAGUUCAUUUAUAAAUACAUAUAUGUUUAUAA